Molecule: messenger RNA, 1745 nt
Organism: Lactuca virosa
Lineage: Eukaryota; Viridiplantae; Streptophyta; Magnoliopsida; Asterales; Asteraceae
Source: the annotation of a GenBank genome assembly
UAACCCCAUAUUUACAAAUACAUGUUGGUUCUUUGGUUUAUACAUGAAAAAUACGAUUACAAAAUACAAAGACGAGGACCAAUUUACCAACUUCCGAGUUUCGUUCUGAAGCUGCUACCGAAAUCCGUUCGGAUACUUGGAACUCGCGCAUUAUCAUCACAACCCGGCGCUUCUACCGUCGCUAAAACUCACACUCACUCAAUCUCAAUCUCAAUCGUAAUCUUGGGGGACAUCAGAAUAUGAAGCCGCAUCCAGCUUGGAGUUCGUCGAAAAACCCAGUUAAGUUCAGAAUUCCAACUGCUGAAAAUCUUAUCCCCAUUCGGCUUGAUGUUGAUAUAGAUGGUCAGAGGUUCAGGGAUACAUUUACUUGGAACCCUUCUGAUCCAGAUUCUGAUGUAAUUUUGUUUGCAAAACGGACAGUGAAAGACCUCAAGCUUCCUCCAGCAUUUGUGACCCAAAUUGCUCAAUCCAUUCAAUCACAGCUUACUGAAUUUCGAUCAUUUGAAGGGCAAGAUAUGUACACAGGCGAGAAAAUUGUCCCUAUUAAGCUUGAUCUUCGAGUGAAUCAUACAUUGAUAAAGGACCAAUUUUUAUGGGACUUGAAUAACUUUGAUAGUGACCCUGAAGAAUUUGCAAGAAUUUUCUGUGAAGAUUUGGGUAUCCAAGACCCUGAAGUUGGACCUGCAAUUGCGUUUGCAAUUAGGGAACAACUUUGUGAGAUUGCAAUCCAGAGUGUAGCUUCAGCAAGGGAAACAAGAAUAAACAAAAAAGGACGAAGGGGCACUGAACAUCUGCCUCUCAGUAAGCCAGGUGGAACUGCGUUGGACACGAUGAAGUUAUUUGGUAACAAAUCAAGUGUGAUCAGGAAAAGAAGGGAGUGGGACUUAUAUGAACCCAUAGUUGAUCUUUUGUCCAAUGAGGAAGUUGAUGCCCUAGAGGCUAGAGAAUCAUGAUUUAUUUAUAUUUUUUGAAAUCUUGAAAGAAACAUUUUGCUUACUUACACUUAGAUAAUCUCUUAUUCCAUGUAGAUACUCCUGUAUCUUCAUUGACUUAUUUGGGUGUUUAGGUUGACAUUUCUUUAGAUCUUCUAUCUUUUAGGUUGUGUCGUGUGCUGUUGUUACUGUCCGGACAUGAUUACACAGUUUUUAAGGCUACUUUCGAUGACAAGGAUGCGAGGGCAUUAAUUUCUUUUACUUAGGCGAGACCAUGUUGUUCCCCCUUUUUGCAAUUUUUUGUCCCAUUGACAUGAGCUCUAAUGUACGUCAAACGCAAUACAAGACUUUCUUGUUUUGUUUUGUUCUGGGUUUGGGAAACCCUAAAUUCGAGAUUUUGCACCCUAUUUAAAAAACUUAACUCUAGGGUUUUGGCCUCAUUUCCAGCCUCUAAGCCCCAAACCCUAAAUCUCGAAACCCUAAUGCAUUGUGAGAGUGUGUGAGCCAUUUUUGAGUGAAUUUGUGUGCAUUGAAGCUUGUGGAAUAAGGAGAAGCUUGGGGAUUCAAGAAGAGGCUUUUAGAUCCAGAAACGUCUUCACAUUCUCAGCAUUUUCGGUGAUUACUCUUUCAGAUCUGGGGUCUAGAAGAGGUUUCAUGGCAUAAAGGUGCAAACUCGAUUUUCAAAGGAAAGGAGCCGACAUGACUGCAACGCAUCACACACUCGAUUUUCUGCACAUGAGAUCUUUGGGAUUACACUCUGAUAUUGUUUUAUGAUAACAUGUUUUGAUUAUUGACACUUUGGUUUUGACAUGG